AUAGAAAAAUUAAUAAAUAGAUAUCUAAUUUAUACCUAUAAAUCAUCAUAUAUAAGACUAAUUAAAUCAUAAUUAAUAAUUCUGCUGUAGAUUGGAAUUCGAUAAUAUAGAAAUAAAAACUAGGCUUGUGACAGUUGUUGUCAAUUCGAAAAGGAAAACCGAUCGUGUUUCCUGUCCUAUAGCAAUAAUAAUUAUAUACAACAACGAAAAUCAAAACUAUGUUGAAUUUUUAGCUAAAAAACUGUUGCUGCUGCUGUUCUCUGCUAGAAUGACUGCUAAACAUUAGGCAGCUUACUUUGUAAUUAAUACAGCAGUAAAUCCUGUCAAAUAAUUACAACGAGUAAUCUCUUCCAUUUUCUCCUGUAUACACCCCCAAAUCCAAAUCUAAACCCACAAAACACAACUAUAAUAACUCCAACACAAUGGCAUUCAGUUACGCCUGCCUUACACUACAACGUGUAGUACUACCAAUUAUUUUGGUAUUGGAUCGUGUUUCCUGUCCUAUAGCAAUAAUAAUUAUAUACAACAACGAAAAUCAAAACUAUGUUGAAUUUUUAGCUAAAAAACUGUUGCUGCUGCUGUUCUCUGCUAGAAUGACUUUACGCCUGCCUUACACUACAACGUGUAGUACUACCAAUUAUUUUGGUAUUGGAUUCUUAAUUACAUUGGCCCUCGACAUAGGCGACAGUUUUGGCACAUGUACUGUGAUUGAACGUUUGCUGAGACAUGUCGGCUUUAUUGGGUUCAAAAACUUAAAAGUUCUUGCCAUUAUUGAAUGGCUAGUACCAGAAGUUGUUGUUUUCAUAACUGCUUUAGUUGUCUAUUUGGUGACGAAAAAAAUCACCCAAAAAGUCGAACAGCUAGUCGAGAAUGGCAAUGUUGAUGCUGCCGACAUCGAGGAAUCGCUGGAAGCUAGUGGCACUGGCGAGUUAACAGCGGUUAAGGUUAAUAAUGAUGUCGGGCGAAAACAACAACUAGAAGACAGUGAUAAGCCAAAUUUCGAUGGCCUAAUUAAAAUAUCACCACUAUUUUGUUUGGCCACAUUAUUCUUUUCGGCUGUCUUAAGACCAAGUGUACCAGGUGGUUUUUAUUUUUUAAUAUUUCUACUAUCAGGAUCAUAUUGGGCAAGUUUCCAAACAUUGCAAAGGAAAUUUGCCAUUUUGUUACGUUUGGUGAUGGUGGUGAUUGUGGCCCAUACCAUUUGUAUAGUGGCAUAUCAAACUCCUUGGAUGCAAGACCAUUUAGACAAAACAAGUUUAACCGCCAGAUUAAUUGGUUUAGAGCCUCUUAUAACAUCAACGUGUGCCAACGAUAUUAGAAUUAUUGUUUACGAUACACAAUUCAAAGCUGACUCAUUCCUUAAUCCAAUCGUUCUGUUCUUUACCUAUUAUGCAUUAGCAUUGACCACUAAGAAUCUCAUCAAGGCUAGGCUUAUGCGUUCAGCUACACGUAAAUCUGCAACUACAACAACUGACAAUAAUAGUGGUAUAACACCACAACAACAACAGCAACCAAAUAAUGAUAUACCUUUAAGUUCCAUGGAUGCUAAUCAAUCUGCCGAUGUUGAAUAUAAAUCCGGGAUAUGCGAUCAAAUAUGGUAUGGCAUAACGGGCAUUGGAGGAUUUAUCUAUCAAAAUAGUUAUAUAUUUACAAAUGUUUUAAUGAUGGCCUGGUCCAUCGUCUAUCACAGUUGGCUAACAUUUGUUUUACUGUUAUGGGCCAACGUUUUAUGGAUGAUACCGAAUCAACGCAAAGCCAUGAUGCGUUCAAGUCCCUUUAUAGUCAUCUAUGCUGAAUUGCUAUUAAUAGCUCAAUACAUCUAUGGCAUGGACCUAACUAAUGAUGAAUUACCUUCCAAAGUAGAUAUCUCGGGCAUUAAUUUGAAACAAAUUGGUUUUGAACGACCUCAGGAGAAUGGUAUGCAGCCCUGCAUACCGCUGAUAGUGAAAGCAUCAUUCCUGCUCAUGUUUUGGGUCACGUUGAGACAGUUUUUCAAAGAAAAAACUGACAAGAGACGUGACAGCACACUGGCCGAUAUCUUUGCACCACUACAACUGAGUGUUGGUCACUCUAUUGGUGAUCAGGGUCAAGUUGGUGGUAAAAAAACAUCCAAGUUCCUGAAAAAGAUGGGCAUCGUUAUAAAAAACCUCCUGGUCAGAUUAUGGAUUUGGCUGUUGGUUUUGGUUAUAUUCUUGUGCGCCAUGACUGGUGAAAAAAUGACUGGUUUUCGUAUCUGCUAUAUGGCGUUGUUCCUAUUUUUCCUGCUGGUAUUUCAGUCGUCAUCGAAAGCCUGGGUUAAGCUUAUGUAUGGAUUUUGGCUAUUCCUAAUCUUUUAUGCCAUGUCCAUAUUGAUAUUGAUUUAUACCUAUCAGUUUGAUAAAUUCGAUAAGUAUUGGGAACAAUAUCUAAAUAUCUCCACCACUUUGCAAACCGAUAUCGGUUUGGAACGUUAUAAGACCAAAGAUUUAUUUUUGCACUUAGUCUCACCCACCAUCAUUGUCAUCUUAACCGUAAUACAAGUUCAUUAUUUCCAUAAACGUUUUAUUGCGUCCAUGAAUCAACCUACUGAAGCUGUUGAACGUGACUCGGAGGAGGAGCCUGUUAGACAUAAAUCACGUACUACUUCCCGUGUUGCUGAAUCGGAAGGCUUAGAAUUCGUUGAAUCUGCUGGCAAUUUGAUACGUCUCUUUUUGAAUCGUUGCCGCCAUAAGACUGAAGUUUUCUUCAAACAUUUUAAGGGUGUGAUUUGGAGAUUAUUAGAAUUGCAUUGGAUCAAAGUAGUGUAUAUAACGGCAUUUGUAUGCGCUGUUAGUGAGGUAUCCCUUCUUCAUGUACCUUUUGUAGCGUUGUGUGUGGUGGGAGUUGUUUCAAAUGUACGCAUGAAUUUCUUCUUCAGCCGCCUCAUCUCUCUAGUUGUCACGAUUAUUGUUUUGUCCAAAAUGAUAUAUCAAAUCGCCUACUUAAAUCAUGCCAAAUAUGACUACAACUGUCCCAAUGAAAAUGGCCAGUACAAAGGCAAUAAUGCCGAAUGGUUUGGCCUCUACAAAGCCAGUCCUGAGUUCGGUCUAAUGGGCCUACUCAAGAGAUAUAUUAUUUAUAUGGUCAUUGCCACUUUACAUGCUGUUAUAGCUCUAAGACAAUAUCAAAUGCGCCGCUUAAAGGGCAUUCAAAAUGAUCCUCUGCCAAAGGUUGCUUUUCCAGGUGUGGGAAGAGAAGAUGCUGAAAAGAAAUUGGAGGGAAUGAUUAAAUAUCUAUUAAAUUUUGGCUUUUAUAAAUUUGGCUAUGAAAUCUGCUUGGUCGCAUUGGUAUCCACCAUAACCUACAGACAGGAUAUUGUUGCGGUGGCCUAUUCGGUGUGGUUGAUUCUGUUGUUGCUGUUUAAGAGGAAAAAGAAUGCUCAUAUAUGGGGCGUUUUGCAAGUGUUCAUUUUAACAUCAAUUUUGGUGCAAUAUGUAUUGCUGGUGGAAUUACCGCCUUCAAUGUGUAUAGAAUAUGUAUGGGUUAAUACAAAAUAUUCCGAAGCUCUACAACGUUGGGCUAUGCUACCCGGUGACCUUCACUAUGAUCAUACCAAGAAAUUAAUAUUUGAUUUUGUACUCCUACUGUUGGUGAAUCGCCAGAAACGUGUAUUUACCUUGGAAAAUGUUCCUAAUUAUCCGGGUGGCAGCAACAAAUCUGUGAUAAAAGAUAUUGCCAAUUUGGACAAAGUUGAUUUUGAAAAUCCCACACAUGAUUUCCUUUCACACAUACGCAACUAUUUGGAUAUCUUUAAGCACGCCGUGCUCUGUGGCUUCUAUUGGGUCACUUUGGCUGUAGUAUUUUUGGCCGGUACAAAUAUUUCCGACUUUUUGGCCAUUGGCUAUUUAAUUGGCGCAUUUAUGUUCCUAUGGGAGGGUUCAGAUUUCUAUCUGCGACCUAUACGUUCCAUAACAACACGCUGGAAAUGGUUGUUGGCCUAUAAUGUGACCAAUAUUGUUAUAAAAACCAGUUUACAAAUGGUUGGUUGUUUGUUUAUGGACACUUUACAAAUGAAAUGUUGUUGGGCCGUCCAUUUAUUGGGUAUUAGUUGUAGCAGCAAAGAUAUUAUGUCGGAAAUAACCUCAGAUACAGCUAAUGGGUGUCCCUCCAUUACAGUGCAGUCGGUGUUAUUGUGGGAUGCAAUUUGUUUUGCAUUCUUGAUAUUCCAAUUGAGAAUAUUUAAGUCACAUUACUUCUGUCAUAUUAUAUCAGACACUAGAGCUAAUAACAUAUUGGCCUCCAGAGGUGCGGAAAUUAUCGAACGUUUGAGGCAAAAGCAAAUUGAAAAACGUCAAGAUUAUGAAGAAGAAGUUUUAUAUAAAAUCAAACGUAAAAUGGAAAAGAUUAGAGCAACCCAACAAAAGAUGUUAAGGCCUCAAGAAAAACCUACUCAUUUCGAUGUCAACAAAGAAACAGCCUUGAAAUUAGCCCCACUGGCCCACUGCAAUAGUUUUCUUUCCUGCCAAGGUUCUGGCUAUCAUACGCCAGACGAGGAAGAUAUUCAUAUGAACACGGCCAGUACAGCAAGUAUAACGAGUUGUAGUAGCAAUAAUGGCUCCGAAGAGGAUUUAAGUAAGAUCUAUAUUAACACGGAAUAUGCAGAUAUUAAAUCAAUAAGUGAUUAUGGAGACAAUCUCAAUAAGAAUACAAAACAAUUUAUAAAUUUACCAGAAAUUGAAAUCGAGCCACAUACACAGCCAUUAACACCUACAUCGGAUGUACUGACUAUACCCCUAGAGGGAUUCUUAGAGGCUCCGAGAUUAUCCAUGUACUCUCAUCGCACGCCCUCUGAUUUAUCACACCCGAAAUAUGAUAUUUCAGAAGGAUCAAAUGAAGUAUUUUAUGCGAAUACCAAUAUACACAGACCCUCGCCUGUGUUGUUGUCAGCACGCACUCUACAAGCAGAUGUUUCGAAGAGUAACAAUGGCUCUAUUAUAUCUUCCAAUGUAACAAAUGAACGUAGAUCAUCAUUUACCACCCGUCACCGUAGACAAUCCUCGGUAAAUGCUGUUUCUUGGAAUGAUACUGUUUCCAUUAAAUGCGCCACUCCUAGUAAACCUCUGCAGAAACAGGAAGAAUUGCAUGUUACCAUGCGCAAGAGGUUGUUGCAUCGGCGUCAUCAAAGUGUAGGAAAUGCCAAAUAUCCUAUUGAGGAUAAUAGCCACAAACAUCAAGAUUCCAAUAGACGUUUAAGUAAUUUGUCGUGGGCUCAGGAAGAGGCUUUAAUGCGUUACUCGAAAAGGCCUAAUAGCUGGGGUCCUGUUGGUACGGAUUUAUAUGCUACGGAUACUUCAAUGCUAUACGCGAAUGCCUGCUGUGAUCUACGUUUGCAUGGACAAUGUAUUUUUAUUUUCUACUUCUACUAUUUUUCAAAUACUUACCAAGGAACUCCCAUUUAUGGCUCAAGACCUCAUAAAAGGAAAGAAAUUAAACUGCAUCCACAGGCUGUACGUGCUGGAGAUUACUAUAUGUUUGAAGAUGUCGAUGAUAAAUUCGAAUUGGAAGUUAUAACCGACUCUGAGGGCCUGUUCGAUACUGACAAUGAAAACAUAACCGAUAGUGAAAUUAAAAUGAGUCGCCGUAAAACUUUAUAUGAUGUUUGGAAGGAUAUAAGUAGUGUUCAAUAUCGUCGUCAGGUUUACUUAAGACAACGUUCUUAUGCCUCCGCACCACCAUCUCAUAUUGGUUUAUUGUUUGAUGACCAUCAAACCGGUGUCGAUAUAGAUGCGGGUGUAGGUAAUCGUAAUUCAACUUUAUCCGAACCUUUAUGUUACGCUCAUCGUUCAACAAGUGAAUAUUUUGUGAGUUUUUCUGAGAGUCAAAAGCCUAAAAAUAUUAAAGAUGGUCAAACCGAUAUGGGUCCCUCAACUAGUAAAGUUGGUGAAAUACAUUCAAGGCCACAUACCAGUGAAAUGAAACAGAAAACCGAAGUUGAUAGCGGUGAUACUGGUGAGGAUUCUGAUGCAGACUUCCAGGCAAAUCCAAUUAUACGUUUAAUGGAAGCAUUUUUAGUUUCGUUAACCAUCCGCCUAAAUCGUUUCUCUCGCAAUUAUCGUUAUGUCAAUAAGAUUUUAGCGGAAGAGAAGAAGGCUCUCAAAGAAUCCAAAAUCAUGGGACGUUUUAGUACUAAAAAUGCAUUAUAUUGCAUAAUGAAACAUAAUCUUUCCAGUGAUGAAGGUGAAGAUGCCGCCACCGCUCCUUCAACAUCAUCUAAACGGAAUUCAAAUAAUGCACUAAAUAAUAUUACAAACAUACAAGAACCGCCACAAAACAAUCACAAUACUUAUGAACCUAUGCAAUCACCAAAUCCACAACUACCACCACCACUGCCAACAUCACAACCUCCACUACCUACCACAGCCACCACCUCCACCAUACAAUCAUCUGAUAUACAACAGUAUAACGAUGAAGCCAUAUUUCCAUUAGAUGUCGUUGAUGCUAGAAGCAAAGAAAGUAUUGCGGAUCGAAAUAGUAAAAUUAUGCGUGGACGCAAAUCAGAGCCUCUACCAGAAAUACGUAUAAAGGCUCCUUCGUUUGAUCGUGGCCGCCGAGGCUCAGGUUCUGUUAUAAGUAAACAAUGGUCUCAAGAGAAAGUAACCAGCACGGAAAUUGCCUUCGAUGAUGAAGAUUUUACUGCUCGCGAUCACAAUAUUAUUAUAGAGGUUUUAAUAUCCGCCUGGUAUGCGAUAUUAUCAAAUACGGAUUUGAUCUGUUAUAUAGUGGUGUUUAUAAAUCAAGUGGUAAAUGCAAGUUUAAUUUCAUUACCUCUCCCCUUGAUGGUCUUCCUGUGGGGUACACUGUCAUUGCCUCGUCCUACAAAAACAUUCUGGGUUACUUUGAUUGCUUACACCCAGGCAAUUGUACUUAUAAAAUGUAUCUUCCAAUUUAAAUUAAUCUGGGUCAAUUAUCAUUACAACUUACCCAAUAAUCCAUUGGGUAUUGAGAAAUUGUUUGGCAUUGAAAUGUCAUCUGAUUAUGCCACAUAUGAUCUGUUAUUGCUAUUGGUAUUAUUUUUCCAUCGAUUCAUAUUAAAAUCUCAUGGCUUAUGGAAAAUUGAUAAUAAAUCGAGUGAAAAAGAGUCAUCUUCCAAAUCUACUUUGAAUGACAUGAAUGCGGACGAAGAUGCCGAUUCUGAACGUCGUAAUUCGGCUGGUUCAGAUCGUAAUAGUGAACAACGUUUAACUGUUUCUCCCAAUGAUUUGGUUAAACGUGUGGGAAAUUUACAGCGCAACAAAUAUAUGUCUGGUUUGACGAAAUUUUUCCACAAUCUUGUACAUAAAGCCCGUUUGCCUACAGAUGUUUAUGCUCUCAUGUUCCUGUGUGAUUUUAUCAACUUUUUCGUAUUACUGUUUGGCUUUACUGCCUUUAGUUCGAAACAAGCAGAUGGUGGUGUUAAAACAUAUUUGGCGGAAAAUAAAGUUCCCAUUCCCUUCUUGAUUAUGUUGCUGGUACAAUUCGUUUUAAUUGUAAUAGAUCGUGCUCUGUACCUGCGCAAGGCUCUGGUGUAUAAAAUCAUAUUCCACUUUAUUUCUGUGGUGGGCAUACAUGUCUGGAUGUUCUUUAUAGUACCAGCUGUAACGGAAAGAAGUUUCUACGCUUCCGCCCCUCCUAUAAUAUUCUACAUCAUCAAGUGUUUCUAUUUGCUGCUUUCCAGUUAUCAAAUAAAAUGUGGUUAUCCAAAUCGUAUAUUGGGUAAUUUCUUAACCAAGAGCUUCUCCAUGAUUAAUAUGAUAUCGUUUAAAAUCUACAUGCUCAUUCCCUUCCUGUAUGAGUUGCGUACUAUUUUGGAUUGGUUGUGCACCGAUACCACAAUGACCCUAUUCGAUUGGCUGAAAAUGGAGGAUAUAUUCGCCAAUAUUUAUUCCAUUAAAUGUUUGCGACAAAUGGAAACGGAUUUCCCCGCUGUUAGAGCCCAAAAGAAGGCAACAUUUAUGAAAUUAUUAAUGGGCGGUUCGGCUAUACUACUCAUUGUUUUCGCUUUAUGGGGCCCUCUCACAUUGUUCGCUCUUUCCGGUGCUGUGGGACAAUCAAAUGUACCGACAGAAGUUAAAAUUUCAAUACGCAUUGGCUCAUAUGAUCCCAUUUAUGUGGCUAGCACACGCGAGAGUUCGUUCAGAUUUGAUGAAAGCAUGUUCUCUGCUAUGAAAGACGCUUAUAUUAAGGAUAAGGAUAAGGAAGCCUUAUCAUUUUUAUUGAAUUACGAUGCCACCGAUGUUGCGGCUAUUAAAUUGAAACGAAAUUCACCUUCAAUGUGGAAUAUAGCGCCACCAGAUAAGGCAAGAUUGUUAUCGGAAUUGGAAAGUAAUGUAACAUUGGUGGUGCGUUUGUCCUAUGAAUUAACGCGAACACCUCCGGUUAAAAAUCAAGUGGGAACUGUUGGCUCUGAGAUCACGUGGGAGAUGACUGCUGACUAUGCAGAUAGAAAGAAUUUAGAAAAUAUGAUAAGAACUGGCAAUGAGAAUGACACUGAUGUCACCAUUCCCAACAUAGUGCCGAAAUUUAUUAAAGUAUUAAAUUCCGGUGAUCCUACUUAUAUAUCAGCACUGGUACCUAAAGGAAAUGUUACUAAAAAUUCAGAUUUUACUAAUAUGAGUAUAUCCAUGAAUUCGGCUGGUAAUACUAGCCUGUGGUGGGAAAUAAGUGAUUACUGUGGCGGAGAUGAAACAGUUUCCACAUUACUGAGAAAGUUACCCCUAUAUGACUGUUCAUCGGGUAUAGUGUUUUAUACGUUUAACGAUAAGAAAUUCCCCUCUACAUGGACUUUCUUAACAGGAGGAGGCAUCAUCGGUCUGUACACUACAUUUGUGUUAUUGGCCUCCAGAUUUUUGAAGAACUUCUUGGGUGGUCAAACUAGAAGAAUUAUGCAUGAAGAUUUGCCAAAUGUUGAUAGAGUCUUACAAUUGUGCCUUGAUAUAUAUUUGGUAAGAGAAGCUUUAGAAUUUAUGCUAGAGGAAGAUCUCUUUGCCAAAUUAAUCUUCUUGUACCGAUCACCGGAGACCAUGAUUAAAUGGACACGGCUACGUGAAGAAAUUGCCGAUGAUGAAACGGACAGUGAUUCGGUGCGUAGCCGCAUGAGUGGGCGUCGCAACGAUCAUCCACAACCAGCUAAUGUUCAAUAACCUUAACUGAGUGUGUCUUAAAAUAGGAAGAAACAAAUUCAAUAUUUAAAAAUAAAUUUCUUACAAACAAAUUCUUAAAAUAUUUUUAACAAUUACAAACCAAGAAGUACAACAAAUACUUCACACACACACUUCAUUUUUAAAACAUAAUUAAUUUGUUUUGUUAUUUUUUUCACAUGUACACAAUCAAAACUUAAGAACUGCCUACGAAUUAUUAUUGUAUGAUUUGAUUAUAAAUAUUACUACUAAAUAUUAAUUAUUGUUGAUAUUAUUAAUGUAUAAUUUAUUAUUUAUAGCAUACAUAUGUAAUUACUAU
This is a messenger RNA of Calliphora vicina (urban bluebottle blowfly), 9453 nucleotides long. It is a transcript of the gene Piezo, whose product is annotated as piezo. The record is from RefSeq and is a predicted model, not a curated record. Gene Ontology annotation, cellular component: membrane. Gene Ontology annotation, molecular function: mechanosensitive monoatomic ion channel activity. Lineage: Eukaryota; Metazoa; Arthropoda; Insecta; Diptera; Calliphoridae. The coding region runs from base 423 to 9137 and encodes 2904 amino acids. The transcript has 39 exons.